Messenger RNA from Lolium perenne, 683 nucleotides. RefSeq lists its product as uncharacterized. Gene Ontology annotation, cellular component: plasma membrane. Lineage: Eukaryota; Viridiplantae; Streptophyta; Magnoliopsida; Poales; Poaceae. The record is from RefSeq and is a predicted model, not a curated record.
AGCCGCCGCCCAGAAACGCCAUUAGCCACCCAGUUACCUGCUCCAUUUACCAUUCACCUGAUCCACUACCAAUCUCCCUGCUCCACCGUCGACACACACAGAGCGAGCUCGUCUCUCGGGAGAUCAAGAUGAGCGAUCCCAAGUACGCCUACCCCUACCCGGCGCAAGGUUACUACCAGGGAGGGCCGUACCAGGGUGGCCCGUACCAGGGGCCUCCGGUGAUGGCGCCGCCGCAGUACGCCCCGCCGCCACCGAGGGCGCAGCCCAGCUUCCUCGAAGGAUGCUUGGCUGCGCUUUGCUGCUGCUGCUUGAUCGACGAGUGCUGCUGCGACCCCUCCAUCAUCUUCGUCGGGUAAAUCGACCAAGGAGCCGGCCUUCUUGGCCCGCGGAUCGGAUCGGAUUCAGUGCGUGAACUGUACAGAAGAAAUGGCGCGAAGAGUACCAUCUUAAUUAGUUACUAAGUUGUUGCUACGCCGUGAUCUACAUAUAUCAGCUCAUAUAUAUGGUUAAUUUGUUAUCUCACGGCGGUGUCUAUGUAUCUCGUCUCUAAUUAGUAUCACGAGUGCUUGAUGAUCUUAUCUGAUCUUUACCCGUGCGUCUCCCUUCUCCCCUAUAUGUGUGUACCUUGUCAGUGUUGCAAAUGUGUGUUCCUCGAUGGACAAUUUCACCGGUGCAUUUUUUGA